Molecule: messenger RNA, 357 nt
Organism: Lachancea sp. 'fantastica'
Lineage: Eukaryota; Fungi; Ascomycota; Saccharomycetes; Saccharomycetales; Saccharomycetaceae
Source: the annotation of a GenBank genome assembly
AUGAGUAGCGUGUGGGAUAGGAUUCGAGAGGAGCAAGUAGUGGAGGCCCUGCAAGUACCGCAGAGCUCUUCAUCUGAACAACAAGAAGAGCGCACAGAUCAGAAUGAACAUAGCGUCUGGUCUUCAGAAGAGGAAGAAGAACUUGACGAUGAAGACAUCAACGACAGCGACCUGUACACGGACGACAUGGAUUUCGAGCAGAAUCUGCUCACAGCUCAGCAACAAUGGGAAGAGUCGCUCGAACAGCUGAGCCAAGUACUCAAUUGGGUGUUGUUGCCGUUAGUAGGAAAGUAUCUGGGGAGACGAACAGCCCUGGGAGCAUGGAAACGCAUUGUCACUUAUUUGUGGGGAAUAUAG